Penicillium nucicola is the source of this 948-nucleotide messenger RNA. RefSeq lists its product as uncharacterized. Lineage: Eukaryota; Fungi; Ascomycota; Eurotiomycetes; Eurotiales; Aspergillaceae. The transcript has a single exon. The coding region runs from base 1 to 948 and encodes 315 amino acids. The record is from RefSeq and is a predicted model, not a curated record.
AUGAAGGCCUCUUUCAUCACUGCCGUCGCCGCCAUGGCCGGCGCUGCUUUCGCUGCCCCUACCCCUACCAACGGUCUCGAGUCUCUCCUCGACAACCUCCACAUUGGUGACAUCUUCGAGGAGCUCCACCUCAGCGAGCUCCCCAAGAUCCUGACUGCCGGUGAGCUCGCCAAGGCUGUCAACAAGCCCAUGCCCUCCGCCAGCGCUGCUCCCGUUGUCCAGGACGGCCACAUCGUCCAGAACCUCGGCCCUGAGCUCGACAACAUCCUGACCGUCACCGGUCCUGAUGUCAGCACCCUGCUCAUUGAGCUCUCCCCCGAGGUCACUACCCUCGUCUCCGGCCUUGGCCUCGCUGGCCUCGGUGUUCCUCUCGGUUCCAUCGUCGCUUCCGCCUCCGGUCUCGGUGGCCUCGUCACUGCCCUCGGCAAGCCCGUUGACGGUCUCGUCACCGUUGUUGGUGCUGACGUCGGUGCUCUCCUGAUUGAGCUCUCCGCCCCUGUCGCUGCUCUCGUCUCUGGCCUCGGUCUCCCCGGUGUCGGCACUCCUCUCGGUACCGUUGUUGCCACCGUUGGCAAGAACCUCAAGCGUGGUGAGAUCGUCAACGACGUUGCUCCCUCCGUCCAGUCCACCCUCAUUGUCACCGGUGCCAACGCCAAGCAGCUCCUCAUCCAGCUCUCCCCUGAGGUCUCUGCUCUCGUCUCUGGCCUCGGUCUCGGCUCCAUUGCCGGCCCCGUUGGCUCCAUCAUCAAGGAGGCUGCCUCCGUCGGUGACCUCCUCAAGGACGUCUCCGAGCCCGUUAACCAGCUCCUCCACGUUGUCAACGACGAUGGCAAGCACCUCCUCAUCAAGCUCUCUCCCUCCGUCGCUGCCCUCCUUGCUGGCCUUGGCCUCCCCCAGGUUGGCACCUCCGUUGGCGCUGUCGUCGCCACCGUUGGCCAGAACCUGUAA